Ooceraea biroi (clonal raider ant) is the source of this 2813-nucleotide messenger RNA. Its product is annotated as putative odorant receptor 83c. The record is from RefSeq and is a predicted model, not a curated record. Gene Ontology annotation, molecular function: odorant binding; olfactory receptor activity. Gene Ontology annotation, biological process: detection of chemical stimulus involved in sensory perception of smell; sensory perception of smell. Lineage: Eukaryota; Metazoa; Arthropoda; Insecta; Hymenoptera; Formicidae. Gene Ontology annotation, cellular component: plasma membrane.
AAUCUGUAAUCCAUGGACAAAAAUAUUAUAAUAAAAUUAAUAUUAUAUAAAUAUAAAUAUUCAUGAUAAAAGAUGAUAAAAGACGGACACACAAUAUUGGUUGUUAAUACACUCAUUGUCAGUUUAUUAUAAAACAAAAAAGGUUAUGUUCAUCUUUUACCUACAAUCUUAUCGUGCUCAUAUUAUUACAAAUACAUUGCAUCAUAAUGUUACUGUAAUGUUACAUUGCAAUAUUUCUUAGGGCGGACACUUUACUGUUGCCGCAAGCUUGCAAUAACGUUGCCGGAACAUUUCGCAACUUCCACGCAAUAUUGCAAUGUUUCAAUGUAAGGUCUAUGCAAUGUUUAUGCAAUCUUUCGAUGCUGUAUGGGUAGUAGUCUUUGACAUAUUAAUCUUGAUAUACAAUACACUAGUAUACACAAUAUAAAGAUAAUAUUGUAUCUCGUCAAAUAAUGGGUACGGACUGACAAUUGAUACAUCAUAUAUGUGUUGCUUAGCGUACAUUUGUGCGACAACAUGUAUAUCUGUACAAACUUUAAAUUCAUUUGUCGUAGUUAUACAACUAUGAUGAAACACGAAAGGAAAACGAAAAUGGGUGAAAGUUUCAAAGUUUCCUUUUAGUUUGAAGAACUUCCUUGCUCGUAACUGACAGUUUCAAUAAAGCAGCGGAUCAAUAACAGCGCUACAGGGUCGGUUUACAAAAGUUCAAAUUUAUAUGCGUAUGGAGAAAGAAUAAAUAAAUUUACUUUAAUUUUCUCUCAAAGGUUUAUUCAACACAAGGAACGACUAAAUAUCAAAGAUUAUUGAACGAUCUAGUAAAAUAAUAAAUGUUUUGUAGAUCUUUAUACUUUUCUUUUCUACAUAAAUUUUUUAAAAUAUUACGCAAUUUUAUAAUUAUAUGUGUACAUGCGUCUUUAUUUAAUUAUAUCUUCUUAUAGCAAUUAGUCUUAUAACGUUAACAGUUAUGAUAUACGAAACAUUUCAUUUCAGUAUUGCAAGAUAAAUACACUUGUGCAACAGUGAAAGAUUCUUAGGAGUGCUAUGCGACCCUACAUGUACAGGUCUCUUUCUAUGCGGCAUCUUCGCUUACGAUCGAUCAAUUUUUCAAUUGCAGGGUGAACAUCACCCGCAUGUAAUGUUCUCAACUAAGUGUUGCAUUAUUAAUGUACGAUGAUGCACCCUUAAAUAGAGGCAUUAUUCUAGCAAUUUGCGAUCUCUUGUGACAUGCGAUAAUGUACCAUGAUAUAAAGUGAUGUAAAGAAAGGAAAAUCAGUACCUUCAUAGACACUAGUAUGGAAGUUACGAAGCAUUUAACAUAUAGAGGUGUUCAUUCUUUCUUUAUUAAAACACAUAUAAAUUUAUAGCUCUCUUCUGCCUUCUUUCUACUCUAUUUAAUUCUCUGUGAUUAUAUACAUUUAAUUACACUUAAUUACACUUAAUAAAGUUCAGCAAAUAUUAACAAAAAUUAAAAAUACGAUAUUUUUAUUAUUUUAAUGAAAGAAAUGUUCAAGCCAUAUUAAAGAGUUACAUGUUGUGGAUAAAAUAACUUGACUUUAAUCAAUGUUUUUAAUAUAUAAGAAUAUUUAUAUAAAAGCAGACUACGAAUGGGCCAUUGAAUUUAAUCGGUUCAAUUUAACAUUGCUCGGCAUAUGGCCAGAAAACAAUGAAGAUAAGCAGAAAAAAUUAAAGUCAGACAUACGCGUGGUCCUUAUAUUAAACAUAAUAAUGUGGACCAGCAUUAUUCCAACACUACAUUCGUUGCUGAAGAUUUAUGACGACAUAAUGUUAACAAUCGAUAAUUUGCAAUACACUUUGUCAAUGUUAAUGGCGUUAAUAAAACUGAUCAUCCUUUGGCACAAAAAAUAUGACAUUCUACCUGUAUUAAAUAUGAUCAAAGACGAUUGGCUAAGACCACAAACAUCUAAAGAGAAGAACAUCAUGAUAAAGCAAGCGCGAAUCGCACGUACUCUCACGAUAUUCAGUUUCUUCGUAACGCUAAUGUCUGGCAUCAUUGUUUCAUUUCUCCCCCUCUUUGGCAUUUCACUAAGAUACAGGACAAACAGAACUGAUCCAGGCAGAUUAUUGCCACUGCAAACGUAUUAUUUAUACAAUGUAAGUAGCAGUCCACUUUACGAAGUAACUUUUCUUCUACAAGGCUUUAGCGUGAUGGCAUCCGCCACGAUAUACAGCGGCACAGAUACCUUUAUGAGUAUGCUAGUUUUCCACAUAUGCGGCCAAUUGGAGAAUCUCAAAACACGUAUACGCAAUUUUGAUAAAUUCAACAAUUUUGCGAACACCUUGGCAACCAGUGUGAAGGAUCACAUACGUCUUAACAGGGCCAUUAUAAUCAUUGACGAUACUUUUAAUUUGAUGUUAUUUGGAUUGCUAGUUUACUUUGGCAUACUUUUUGCUCUAUUUGGAUUUUUAUUUAUUUCUAUAAUAACGCAAGGUCGCAACCUUUCUAUAGCACGACUGUUUUUGACUCUGAUAGCUUUUACCAACUCAUUCGGGCAUAUGUGUCUAUAUUGUGCAUUAGGAGAAUAUUUAGUUAUGCGGUGUGAUGGAAUUUAUGAUGCUGUUUGCCAAUACGAAUGGUACAGAUUAAAGCCGAAACAGAUGAAAAAUUUUCUAAAUAUAAUGAUGCAAAGUAGAAGACCAUUGCAUCUUACUGCAGGAAAACUCUUUCCUAUGACGGUAGCUACGUUAUCUAAUUUAUUAAAAACUUCGGGCGGUUAUAUAUCUGUUCUAUUGGCACAUCGUACUUGAACUAGAAAAGAAGUGGAAAUUAAAAUAUACAAUGCAUCCCUAUCAUA